Messenger RNA from Alosa sapidissima (American shad), 2447 nucleotides. RefSeq lists its product as uncharacterized. The transcript has 13 exons. The record is from RefSeq and is a predicted model, not a curated record. The coding region runs from base 897 to 2333 and encodes 478 amino acids. NCBI's taxonomy places the organism in Eukaryota, Metazoa, Chordata, Actinopteri, Clupeiformes, Clupeidae.
GUAAGCUCAGAUCGUUUUGCAUUUUGUUUCAGCAAUUCAAAUGGCAGCAUCCCACCUGAGGGAUUGCUAUAGAUCAGUGCCCUGACGUGGGUUCCUGAACCACAUGAAAUAGUCCCACGGUUUCCUAUCUGGGCAGAGGGCUGCUCCAUGGAUAGGCAGACAUAGAUGUUCUAUUGACCAGCCCGUCAUGUGAACUACGUCUGUGCUGUGACAUGCGACCAGUGAGCUCCUGUGGUCAUGUUUCCUCAGGUCAUUGUGCUCGGGAGGAGAACAGAAACCCCUUUUCUCCCAGCAGCUCCCAGACUGACCAGAGCGAGGGAGAGCUAGAGAGAGCCAGAGGCAUGGCCACUCAUGCGUCUCCUGGUCUGGUAGCUGUGCCCCUGUAAUUCAGGAUGAAUGGAGAGUGGGGUGCCUUGUUUCUGCCUGCUGCCUGCUUCCAUGGAUGUAGGGUUUCGUCUUACACAGUGGUAAGCAUGGCAACUGCACACACAAUAGUGAUGCUGUGGAAACUGAAGCAACACUUGUUUGAAUGGAGCUUCAUGUGUUGAGUCGUGUAUGCAAAAAUAUAGUGUCUUGUAACAUUAUGAUCAUCAUAGAGGCAAGACCAGGACACAAGAUCCAGAAUUGUAGAAUCUGCAGUAUUGCGUCCUGAGGGUGCUGAAGCUGUAUUACACCACAGACUAUGCACUGUGAAAGAGCUUGAUGUGGCCCAAAAGAACUGCUGCUGACUGCAUAAACGCAUCAGUGGAUGGGUUGGCCCACUCAUUGUGUGAGCGUAACCCUAGCAGCUCAUCUGUGAGGCUAUUGUCCUUUUCAUCCCCAUGUGCUUCUAAGUGACGGACUACAGGUAUAAAACCUUCAUAGACUCAGGACUCGCAUGAUCCACUGCAUGUUAUAUGCCUAAACCAUCUGCACCCAACAUGAAAAGGAUUUUGUUAUUUCCGCUGCCAUUUCUGCUUCUUGUGACAGUAGUCACCUCUGCAACAAUUAAAGACAGCGGUGAUGAGUUUCUUAGCUUUUUAAAUGGUGCCUUUGAUAUGAAUCAUCCUUCUGUCCACAACCCAGAGGAAUUCACAGGUCCAGAAGACCCACCUGAACCCUCAGAUGCACCUGCAGAUAUUGUCACAGAAGUGUGCACAACUCCAAGUCCAGUAGAUGACUCCAUUGAGAUGUCUAAUAUCACUCCAGAAAAGACCGUUCUGCCAGACAUUAUUGAUGCAAUGUCCAAAGACAGCAGCAACUCAGUUGAGACAACAGAUCCAAGAGAACUGGACAUAUCAGCAGAGAGCAGAGAGGACAGUAGUUUCAGGAGACCAGGGAGAAGGAGCAGACCAAAAGAUCCGCCAUCACGCCAGGACAACAACUCAGCUGACAGUGCCGAUAACAGUGCUGAUGUGACUGAUGUGCCAGAGAAGAAGGAAGUGGCUGAAGACAGGCGUCCUGCUACAAGGCCAGCUCCAGUGAUUGAUCAAGAUGUAAGUAGCCAGGAGCUGGACGUGCCAGUGGACAAGAAGGGAAUGAGCAUGGUGCCCAGAGACAGCGGCAGAGACAAGAAGCCAACAGACCACGCCGGACCUCAGAGACCAAACCCAAGAGUAGCCGUAUUGCCACUCACCGGGCCCUGGGCCUCAGAGGUCGUAGACCUGGACAGUCCUGAGACUGUGGACGCUCCUGACCGCCCAGACCUGUACGCAGACAGUGAGGAAGUCACCAUGUCUCAGCGAAGACAGGCAGGGAGAGCCAGCAUGCGCUCCAGCAGCCGCAGGGAGGCAGCAGGGGACCGAGACAGCCCCAAGGCUGUGGGUCACCCAGACAGACUGGACCCAGCCACUAGGGAUGAGGAGCACCCAGGCACUCAGACAAGGAGAGCAGUGCACAUGGACUUACCUGCGAGCAGGACGGUGGUGAUGGACAGCGCCGAAACCAGAGAGCUCCUGGACCCGCAGGCCCUGGACACAGGGAGCAGGGAGGUCAGCGUGGCUCAGGUCAGGAGUGAGAGAGUGAGAAGUCACCGGCUCUCGGCCACCACCAGCACUGCCAAGAGUGAGAAUCAGGAGCGGACGAGUCCAUGUGGACUGUGCAGGACAGGAGUGGUGACCAGAGGCGUCCCUGAUGCAGGCGAGAGCACCACCACAGUCCGUCAUCUGGACACUGAGGCUGAGAGUACAGAGGAGACCCCAGGACCCCAGCAUCAGAGGAGUCCGGCUGGCCCAGUCAUAAGCAGGACUACUGCAGGCACAACUGCAGAUAAACUGGACAGUGUGGACAGCCUGAGGGCCAGCAGCAGUGAGAGAUUUGAGCGCUAUGGUCAUACUUUCGGAAAUACCUUGUAGGUUUGUCCAGCAUUCACUGAUUCCAAUGUAUUCCUUGUAUUUCUGAAUCAUGGUAAUAAUUCUGAAUUUGUGUUGUUUUUAGUGACAUCAAAUAAAUCUUCCUUUAUGUCCACA